This is a messenger RNA of Daucus carota subsp. sativus, 987 nucleotides long. Its product is annotated as protein NUCLEAR FUSION DEFECTIVE 2. Gene Ontology annotation, biological process: regulation of gene expression; RNA processing. Gene Ontology annotation, cellular component: nucleus. Gene Ontology annotation, molecular function: double-stranded RNA binding; ribonuclease III activity. The transcript is spliced from 3 exons. The record is from RefSeq and is a predicted model, not a curated record. Bases 58 to 717 code for a protein of 219 amino acids. NCBI's taxonomy places the organism in Eukaryota, Viridiplantae, Streptophyta, Magnoliopsida, Apiales, Apiaceae.
AGGAGAAUGUCAAAAAUGGACUUAUAGAUUAUAAGUCCCCUUAAAUAGUCACGAGUCAUGGGUCAGCCAAACAGCUCUGGUUCUUGCCCAUUUGCAUAUUGUGUUUGUAUAAUUCCCAACCUGCGUCGAGUUGAAUCAGCAAAGAGAAGAGAAUUGGCGUUGAAUUCCCCCGAGAAAAUGAGCCCCCGUGGAUCCCUUUUCAUCAUGCUCCUCCUCGUCUUGACUCAGGUUACUGUUGAAGCAAAACAAUCCCCGCUCCUCGAUUCUUCCGCAUUUUCGAUGGCGCUCGACACUCUUCAAAAUCAAAUCAAUUAUAAGUUUUCGAAGAUUGAUUUGCUCCGUAGAGCAAUGACUCACUCUUCUUAUUCACAAGAGAACAACAAAGCACUAAGCAUCCUAGGAGAGAGAGUUAUUGAAACUUCUGUUUCACUCUCUUCUCUUGUUAAAGACAUCGACAUAACAGCCAAGGACUUAAACAAUAAGAUAUUGGAAGUGUCGAGAGUGGAGACCUCGUGUGCAUUCGAUGGAUUGCAAUUAGGAUUACAGAAGGUUGUUAGGGUUUCAAGGAAGACUAACUCGUCCACUCCUGCUGUAGUGUGUGGUAGCUUUAGGGCGAUUUUUGGUGCUAUUGCUAUUGAUAAGGGGAAUUCGGAUGAUGCUGGGAGUGUUUUUUGGUAUGUUCAUGGUGGUGGCAGUGGAAGAGCUAUGGCAAUGUAAGUAUGGGAGAUUUUUACGUUUUUGACGUUAGGUACGUCUUAGGGUUUCAGUGUCGUGUGAUGUGAUGUUGUUUCUUUGGUGUGAUGUGUAUAGCUAGUGUGUGUUUUUCCAAUUGCUUAACAGUAUUAUUUACUAGUUAUGACCGACUCUCCAAUAGAUAAAAAUGCUUUGUUUAUCAGUUACCUCGCAACUGAAAAUUUGCCAUUUCAUAUUGUUUGAAAUUGUAAAUUUGCUUAAUAUAUGAAUGUUCUAGCGUCAAAUUUUAGAUAA